AUGAGAGACCGGAUUAUUGAUGACCAGAUAAGGAGGGAGCGGGAAAUCUUUAUCCGGCUCCUCAAGGAAGAGAAAGGAGAGGCCAUUUGCACCCUAGCUUCCUCCUAUCACGAUGGCGCUCCAUGCCAUAUCUUUGCGGUAACACAUGGAUCAUUCAACAUCUGCUUCAUGAUCCAAUUCAAUGAUCCUCUUACCACCCCGGCAGACAGAUGGGUAGUGCGCAUACCCUUUCCUGGACGGGUCCCAUGGAUCGACGAGAAGAUUGACUCGGAGAUAGCCACAAUGAUGUAUAUACCCCCUGACGAAUACUCCAUUGGGUCACUCACGAUGGCUAGGUAUAUAGCCAAAAACACAACUAUUCCGAUCCCCAAGAUUCAUGCAUGGUCGUAUGAAGCGCAAAGCCCAAUUGGUCAUGCCUUUAUCAUCAUGGAUCACGUCCAAGGCACGCCGCUAAACGCCCUAUUGUUCCGCAGAGAAGAGAGAUGGGCAGGUAGCCCAACCCAUCCGAGCCCUGACCUAGCUCGUGUCCAUGAACAACUCGCGGAUAUCUAUAUCCAGCUUCGUGGUCUAGAGUUCCCUGAGAUUGGGGCGCUUGGUAUGCCUACGUCGGAUUCAUCGGGAAUCACCAUUCGUCAUCGACCGUUGCCGAUUGAGGUGGCCCUCCAGGAAGUCGAGAAGCUCAAACCGACAGAAUUCUUCCCCGAGAAGAAGACAUUCAAGACAGCUAGGGAGUACAUCCAAGCCCUAGUAAAACUAGGCCAUAACCGAUUGGUUAGGGCUGAAGACCCCGACAUGGGGUCCCUGGAAGUUGCCUCGAGAGUUGCCUUGGCUCAUAAUGAGUUCUAUAAACAUAUGCUCACUCGUUGGCAGUGGAGAACAAAGAGCAAGCCAUUUGUGCUAAUGCACGGCGAUUUAACCUUGCAUGGGAAUAACCUCCUCUGGGACGACAAGCUGAACCUCGUUGCUGUCCUCGACUGGGAAUGGUGUCACGCAGUCCCCGUCUCCUUUUUUAUCCCCCCAGCGUGGCUCGGAGGGUUUUACUCUAACCCAAUCCGCGAACUGUGUUGUUCUAGCGUUGGUUACUUUCUAGAGGUCAAGGCUUUCUGCAUGUCUAUUGUUGCAAGAUCGAAACAGUCCCCCCUCGAAACGGAGUGGCAACAACUCCCUCAGGAGCCGCACUGCACGCUGGUGCUCGCACUUUUACACCCUGAAGCCGUCGAUGAUGUCUACUGGGACUCUUUCAUCUAUAGAUUUUACUCUCCAGAUGGUGAGAAGGUUGCUGAAGAGAGGUUGAUGGCGUUCCUCAAGAGGCCAGAUGUCAAUGACUUUCUUAACCGCAGGGUUGCUAGCCAGAAACGCCACGAUGAGAAGUAUCAAGUCUAUGCUGGGCAAGUUCAAUUUGCAUUUAGCGUUCUCGGCUUCCUCAUCUCUACGACGUGCCGCCCUCCGUAUUGCUUCGCUCCGUGCGAGCAAUCCAACCCUAAUGCUUUGUGCGUCUUCUAG
Fusarium vanettenii 77-13-4 is the source of this 1503-nucleotide messenger RNA. RefSeq lists its product as uncharacterized. NCBI's taxonomy places the organism in Eukaryota, Fungi, Ascomycota, Sordariomycetes, Hypocreales, Nectriaceae. The transcript is spliced from 2 exons. The record is from RefSeq and is a predicted model, not a curated record. The coding region runs from base 1 to 1503 and encodes 500 amino acids.